Messenger RNA from Triplophysa dalaica, 1667 nucleotides. It is a transcript of the gene creg2, whose product is annotated as cellular repressor of E1A-stimulated genes 2. The transcript has 4 exons. The coding region runs from base 102 to 929 and encodes 275 amino acids. NCBI's taxonomy places the organism in Eukaryota, Metazoa, Chordata, Actinopteri, Cypriniformes, Nemacheilidae. The record is from RefSeq and is a predicted model, not a curated record.
GCUAUUUCGUAACGCCAUUUAAUCUUUGGUUGUGAAAUCAACAUGUUUCCCAUGGAAUCUGAAAACACAAGGGCCCACCGCGAAAUAAUCUAAACGCUAUAAUGUUUCUUUAUUCGCUCGUUGCAUUAAUGACAGUGUGUUUUAGUCAAGGUUACACCAUCCGAAGCUCGGUCUCGUGGGCUGUCACGAAUGAUGUGGUGGAUGAAGAGCUGGACCCGCACUCAGACGAAACGCCCGAUGUGCUCGUCGAUAAUAUCGGGAUCUGGAAACAAGCCUACCCGUCCUCUGUGUACCGGGACGGUCCAGACAAAAAAACUGAACAGGGGUCAAAAAGCGAUGACUUGUCAUCUGCAUCUCGUGUGUUUUCAUAUCGAAUAGCGGAGUUGAAAGUGCCGUCCAGUACGCCUACCCCUCCGCCUCAUGAGGAGACGGCGAGGAUGGCCCGAUAUAUGGCUCAUUACAGCGACUGGGGUUACCUAGCAACCAUCUCCACGCAGGAGAAGAUCAAAGGACUCCCAUUUGGAAAUAUCUUCUCAGUCAGUGACGGUCCACUGGACAAUAGUACUGGAAUUCCUUAUUUUUACGUCACACCUAUGGACAACACGGUAACGGACAUUCAGAGCUUCCCAUUUGCCUCCUUAACAUUUUCUCAAGCAGAAGGAGAUUUUUGCAGGAAGCAAGUUUAUGACCCUGAGGAUCCAAGGUGUGCUAGACUUACUUUGACUGGUAAAAUGGUGGAGGUGGAGCCAGAGGAGCUUGACUUUGCCAGAGAAGCAAUGUUUUCAAGGCAUCCUGUUAUGAAAAAGUGGCCCCCAGAACAUAAGUGGUUUUUCAUGAAGCUGGUUCUGGAGCAAGUUUGGUUGCAGGACUGGGUUGGAGGAGUCUCACUCAUUUCACUUGAUGAGUAUUUCAAAGCAACACCUUUCUAAGAAGGAAAAACAACAACCACAUUAUAGAAGUUGAGAAUGAAAACAGUAUAAAAUAUUUAAACUGAUACGACUUUGAAAAUAAGAAAGUGCUUUUGAUUAAAUGUUUUGCCCUGGCCAGGAUUUCCAUGACCCUGAAUUUUGCUGCUUACAUAUUCUUAAGAAGUUGUUAUAUUAUUAAAGGUUGGAAUUUUAGUUCAUGUAGUUUUGUGUUUACAUAUUUGUACAUAAACAUUAAAAGCACUCAUAUUAAAAAAUUCUACUAUAACCACUUAAGAAAAUGUAAACAACGCUGGUUCAGAAUAACUUCCUUUUUAAUUUUGUUUAAACUGCACAAACAUUUGAAUGGAAUACAACAGAACAUGUAUAACACAGUUAAAAUGUUAUAUGAAUGUCUUUUAAAAUGUAAUUAUGUUUGUAAGAUUUAAAAAAAACAAUGAUAACAUGAAACCGAAGUGCUGCUAGACCUUGAAAAGUGAUCUAUAGGCUGUAUAUUUUUAUACACAAUAAAAGUAUAUGAAAAUGUUUAUGUUAAAUAGUAACUAGAGAUUAGAUUAGGAUGUUAGGUUUUAUAUUCAUUGUCUGGAGGACAAUUGUUAACAAGACCUCAUUUUAAUCGAACAAAAAUCAUCCUAAUAAAAUCUUAAAUAAUAGUUUGUGCCUUGAAGUUUCACAAUGAUAUACAUAAGCUGAACAAUUGAAAUAAAGUAUUACUUGUACAUAUUAUGUGCAAAAGUGAAA